AUGCCACAUUCCACGCUUCCACUGUGCGUCGUCGGACUCCUAGCGUUCUCCUCCGCGUGCUACAUCCAGAACUGUCCCAGGGGCGGGAAGCGCGCGUUACAGGACACCGGCAUCAGACAAGUAGGCCUACGUUACAGACCGUUCUAUUUUCCGAGUUCUCUUUUUAGGCUAUAUAGGCUACACUAUGCUUGUAAGUAGAUAGACUAGGCUACGCACCACACUACUUUAUUAUUAAUCCAUAGGCCUAAAGGUUUGGAAAAUGACCAUUUGAAAAUGACCGGCUGCGCACAGCCAAAGUGUCCUUACAGAUAUUCAGAAAAUAUUUAUUUAUUUGUUUGUUUUUUCAUAUGCUAUAUUUAUUUUUCCUAAUGCAUUUUACAGUUGUGUUUUUUCUAAUGGUCAGGCUGUUAUGUUGACAACUCAUCAAUUUAGAGCCUAUUUUUACAUAAAAUGCAGUAUUUACACGGUCAUAAUAAAUGCGGAAUGGAAUUUAGAUUGAACCUACAUAAUUGUAGGCUCUUUUUUUCUUUCUUUGAGCUCAUCUGUGCUUCCAGGGCUCUUUAAAACACACAUAGCCUACAACAAUGGAAACAUUAAAAACACUUUUUUUGUAAUUUUAUUUCUAUGAUUAAUAGUUAAAUCAUUAAAAAAAUGACAAAUUUAGGUUCCACUAGCAUAUAAAAAAUAGAAAGCCAGCUAACAGGUCUCUCCCCCUGAAGUGCAUGACAUGUGGACCAGGGGACCAGGGCCGCUGCUUUGGCCCCAGUAUCUGCUGUGGGGAGGGGCUAGGCUGCUGGAUGGGCUCCCCAGAGACGGCACGCUGCAUGGAGGAGAACUACCUGCCCACCCCCUGCCAGGCAGGAGGGAGACCCUGUGGAUCUGACGUAGGACACUGCGCUGCACCAGGAGUUUGCUGUGACUCAGGUACAGUAGGUGUCAUUGCUUAUUUCUGUCUAUUGUGUUUCGUCUGUGUGUGUGGUUGUGCACUUACCCGUUUGUUUGUCUGUCUGUCUGUCUAUCUGUCUGUCAUCUGCCUCUGUAUGUCUCUCCGUCUGUCUGUCUCUGUCUGUCUGUCUCUGUCUGUCUGUCUGUCUGUCUGUGCAUACCGGUGUAUACUUGCACAAUACAUGCUAUGUUUAUAUCGUUUUCUAACCCUCAUCAUUGUAUGUAUAUCGACAGAGAGCUGUGUUCUAGACCCAGACUGUUUGGGGACGAGUCGGUACCACUCUCCUGCGGAUCACAGCACCGGAGCCACAAGGGACUCACCGGAAGAACUUCUGCUGCGCCUGCUACACUUUGCCACCAGGGGGCAAAGUGAAUACUAA
This is a messenger RNA of Coregonus sp. 'balchen', 1325 nucleotides long. Lineage: Eukaryota; Metazoa; Chordata; Actinopteri; Salmoniformes; Salmonidae. The record is from the annotation of a GenBank genome assembly.